Molecule: messenger RNA, 972 nt
Organism: Lachancea lanzarotensis
Lineage: Eukaryota; Fungi; Ascomycota; Saccharomycetes; Saccharomycetales; Saccharomycetaceae
Gene: CTK2
Product: LALA0S04e07272g1_1
Exons: 1
Coding region: 1-972 (323 amino acids)
Biological process (GO): positive regulation of DNA-templated transcription, elongation; regulation of transcription by RNA polymerase II
Cellular component (GO): cyclin/CDK positive transcription elongation factor complex; nucleus
Molecular function (GO): cyclin-dependent protein serine/threonine kinase activator activity
Source: RefSeq, a predicted model, not a curated record
AUGUCAGGAACAUUUCAGACGCAGCUCAUGCUGUCACGACCAUAUUUGACGCGGGGACAGAUCAAGCGAGCACAGCAAAAUACCAUUCCGGACCGCCGACUUUAUAAUCAAAAAAGACUGUCUGUUUUCAAAUUUUUGUGCGAUAUGUGUAUACAAUUCAAGUUUCCACGCAAAACGCUAGAAACUGCCAUGUAUUUUUACCAGCGGUAUUAUCUAUUCAAUAGAUUUGAAUCUGAGCUGUGCUACGAUGUAGCCACCAGCUGUUUGUUUUUAAGUUGCAAGCAGGUAGAGACAAUGAAAAAAAUUGCAGAUAUAGCAUCUAUGUCGUUGAGACUGCGAAACGUUCUCAAACUGACCCCUGAAGUGAUCGAUAAUUGCAAGAAACGCAUAGUUCAGCUGGAGUUGAGGAUACUCGAAACAUGCUGCUUUGACUAUAGAGUUAACAACUCCGUGCAUAUCGAUGAAAUACUGGCCAAGAUAGCCAAAGGUUUGUCGUUGAGCCGAGAAGUGGCCCAUUUGGCGUGGAUCAUUGCAUUCGACGCUUUAAAACUAGAGAUUCUUCUAAUGGUUCCCCAGCAUACAACGGCGCUAGCGGCCCUUAAAAUGGCAUGUGAGCUCACCAAAGGAGCGUCGUGGCCGAACAUACGAUAUUCGCUUUUCGAAAGCGAUGAACCGUCGGUCAGUGAAGCAUAUUUUGAUCUGUUGAAUUUCUUCAUCAAUGCUUUCGACCUCACGGAUUUCCGCGUCAAUUUACCAGAAGAUCUUCGAAAUACGGGCAUAGAGACAUUUAUGGAUUUGAAGAAGCAGGCAGGCGUCGAAAAAGGAUUAAAGGAGCCUGAUAACGUGUCCUCGGAUUUGUCACUCACCAGUGAAUGGAAUCCUGGGAUUCGCGAGAGAAGAUACGUUCUGUCACGAAAGAGGCUCAAUGACGAGAGACUAGCCAAGAGCAUUACGAAACGGGAAAAAACUUGA